This is a messenger RNA of Solenopsis invicta (red fire ant), 2415 nucleotides long. Its product is annotated as 3-hydroxy-3-methylglutaryl-coenzyme A reductase. The transcript has 5 exons. Gene Ontology annotation, molecular function: hydroxymethylglutaryl-CoA reductase (NADPH) activity; protein binding. Gene Ontology annotation, cellular component: endoplasmic reticulum membrane; peroxisomal membrane. The coding region runs from base 366 to 2261 and encodes 631 amino acids. The record is from RefSeq and is a predicted model, not a curated record. Gene Ontology annotation, biological process: coenzyme A metabolic process; sterol biosynthetic process; isoprenoid biosynthetic process. Lineage: Eukaryota; Metazoa; Arthropoda; Insecta; Hymenoptera; Formicidae.
GAAAUUUUAUUAAAAAUAUUGUAAGCCUAAAGAAGUUCAAAUUAUAACACACUCUUUCUAUAUCAUUAAACCUUAACUAGACAAAUCUGAGGCUUUAAAUAUCUACAUGAGUUAUCCAUCCGGACGAGACGUUGCAUAAUUAAUAAGUUGAACGAACUUACCUAAGUGAAGUUCGACUGUAAUUAUGCUGUCUCGUCCGGAUGGAUAACUCCCUCCCCUCCCAACCCCUCUUUCAGAUUUGUAGCUUUAAAAAUAUGAAGCACACGCGCGGCGGGGACCCGAGCGCGCGGCGGUGGCGCGACACGCGCGCGCUUUCUCAGUCUUUUAAAAUCGCCUGUUAAUGCUUGCGCAGGGGAGCGCACUACAUGAGUUAUCCAUCCGGACGAGACAGCAUAAUUACAGUCGAACUUCACUUAGGUAUCGUUAGUCUAUUUACUGUUACUAAAAUGAUGUUCACCUUCAGUGUGAUAAAUUUCGACCACAACGACAUUACAAACUUGAAGAACGCCUUAUUUUUCUUUUUCCUUCUCAUCGAUCUGUCAAAAACCACAACAUUAGCCCAAUACGCUUUGAGUUCGCGGAAUCAAGAAGAAGUCAAGGCAAACAUCGCACGCGGCAUGUCUCUCCUGGGACCGGCCAUCACUAUGGACACCCUCGUGAGGACUCUCCUAAUCAGCACAGGAUCCUUAUCGGGCAUCAGAAGGCUGGAGACUCUCUGCACCUUUGCGUGCCUUGGAAUGAUUGUCAACUACGUCGUCUUCAUGACGUUCUAUCCUGCCUGCUUGUCACUUAUACUCGAGCUUUCUCGCGAAAACAUUAAUAUGGUUCAAUUGAGCGUGGACAGAUCCAUAAGGCAGCCGUUUAACGAGGAGAAUCAAACACCGAAUCCAAUUGUGGAACAAAUUAAAAAAAUUAUGAUCGUUGGCCUAUUGGUAGUACAUGCCAACAGUCGCUGGUUCUUUAAGAAUGAAGACGAGUAUACGAAAAUGGCAACGACAUGCUCGAACUCGAACGCGACAAGCGAUUCUGAUCAUAUCGAAAACUCCGAGUUAGAAAAGUACCUGAUGACUUGGCUAUCGACCAACGCAGACAAAAUAAUAGUAUUGAUACUGGUGUUAGCUGUCGCCGUAAAAUUCAUCUUUUUCGAUGAUAGAAACGAUGUGGUUGCCAGACAGCUGAGGUUGUAUGAUUACAACAUGGUACUUGGCGCCUGCUGUAAGAAUGUGAUCGGUUACAUGCCGGUACCUAUUGGCAUCGUUGGACCGUUGCUAAUCGAUGGUCAGCUCUAUCACGUGCCGAUAGCAACGACGGAGGGCUGUUUAAUAGCGUCAACCAAUCGCGGUAGCCGUGCGCUUCUAAAAUACGGCGUAACCACUCGCGUAACGGCUGACGGGAUGACUCGAGAACCCGUAGUGCAAUUUCCGGACAUUGUGCGCGCGUGUGAGGCGAUAUUGUGGAUAGAACAGCCGCAGAACUUUCAAGAGUUGAAGAACAGCUUCGAUCAGACUAGUCAUUUUGCUAGUUUGAAAAAAAUUUAUUCAAGAAUAUCCGGACGAGAUCUGCAUCUAUGCUUUGUUGCCACGACUGGCGACGCCAUGGGUACGAACAUGCUAUUACAGGGAACGGAAAAGUCUCUACAGACGUUGCAAACAUAUUUUCCGGAUAUGGAGAUAAUCUCCCUCAGUGGAAACCUCUGCACCGACAAGAAACCUGCGACCGUUAACUGGAUCGAGGGAAGAGGUAAAAGCGUGGUGUGCGAAGCGAUCAUACCCGCGGAUCUUGUGGCGCGCGUAUUGAAGACCUCGGUGCCUGAACUUAUCAAGCUUAACAAUAAAAGGAAUUUGAUCGGUUCAGCUUUGACAGGCAGUAUAGGCGGCUUCAACGCUCACGCCGCCAGUAUUGUGACCGCAAUUUUCAUCGCCACUGGACAGGAUCCAGCACAAAACAUUGGCAGCAGCAAUUGUUUAACGUUAAUGGAAUCGUGGGGUGUAGAUUUACACAUGACCUGCACGAUGCCCAGCAUCGAAAUCGGUACAAUUGGCGGUGAUACUGUUCUACCAGCACACAGAGCGUGUCUAAGGAUGCUGGGAAUCAAAGGUAGACAUCCCAUAGAACCGGGUCAGAAUGCCCAAAAAUUCGCGCGAAUUGUUUGCGCCACUGUACUCGCUGGGGAGCUAUCCUUAAUGGCUGAGUUGGCCUCCGAGGACUUGAUAAAGAGCCAUUUGAGACAUAACAGGCACGUGUCAGAUGUCAUGAAUUAGAUAUCAUAAAUUUGUAUUUAUAUGUUUAACAAUUUAAAUGACUCAAUCGAGAAAUUAAAUGCAGUAUUAUUUUAAAUUUCCAUCUAUAUAAUCGCUAAAAAUAUAUUUUUAGAAUAAUUUUCUUUUAAUAUACAAAUAGUAAUUAUUAAAGUAA